Molecule: messenger RNA, 579 nt
Organism: Prunus armeniaca (apricot)
Lineage: Eukaryota; Viridiplantae; Streptophyta; Magnoliopsida; Rosales; Rosaceae
Source: the annotation of a GenBank genome assembly
AUGGCUAUAGAAAAUGGACAGAAACGAGACGAUGGGUUGGCUUUUGUGGCGGUGACAAAGCCGACGGAUUGGACCAUUGUCAUACUGAGGGUGGUGGCAUUUUUGGCCACAGCGUCUGCAACUGUUGUAAUGGCACUCAACAAAGAGACCAAGUCCUUGGUGGUUGCCACCAUUGGGACAACCCCAGUUAGAGCCACCCUCACAGCCAAGUUUCAACACAAUCCAGCAAAUGUGUUCUUUGUGAUAGCUAAUGGGAUGGCCAGCCUUCAUAACCUCUCCAUGAUCAUAGUGCACUUUUUUGGAGACAAGUUCAAUAAGGACAAAGCCCUUCGCCUGGUGAUGGUGGCCAUUUUAGACAUGAUGACUGUGUCCCUGGCAUCUUCAGGUGAUGGUGCAGCAACCUUCAUGGCACAGCUAGGGAAGAACGGUAAUUCGCAUGCGAGGUGGAACAAAAUAUGUGACAAGUUCCACAAGUUCUGCGACCAAGGCGGUGGUGCCCUCAUUGCUUCCUACGUGGGGCUUCUCCUCCUGCUGGUUAUUACAGUGUUGUCCAUUGUCAAACUACUUAAAACAAAAUAG